This is a messenger RNA of Saccharomycodes ludwigii, 723 nucleotides long. RefSeq lists its product as uncharacterized. Gene Ontology annotation, cellular component: membrane; endomembrane system. Lineage: Eukaryota; Fungi; Ascomycota; Saccharomycetes; Saccharomycodales; Saccharomycodaceae. Bases 1 to 723 code for a protein of 240 amino acids. The transcript has a single exon. The record is from RefSeq and is a predicted model, not a curated record.
AUGACUCCUGCUGCAAAGUCAAAUAAUAAUAAAAAGUGCUCUAUUUUAAUAUUGAAUGGUCUUUUGUUAAGCACUUCUACUUAUGGGCUAUACCGUUGUACUCUGGUUCACUUACCAGACACAUUAAGAGCAGCGGGCCAUAAACAAUUUUUAACUAAUAUCUCUUUAUUUUUUACUAUAUUGUAUAAUAUUUCUAGAAUAGGUGGGGUUCUAACUAAUCGCUCGGGUAGUCUCGACGGAUGUAUAUCUACAGAAGUGUUGUUACCCAUUGUUUUAGUAGUAGAAACCAUUGUAACCCUAGUUUAUUGGCCACUACGAUUAUUUUUCAUCGGUUUAAUCUAUCAGAGUAGAACAGUUUCUGAUGGGACUCCAGUUAUUAAGGUUGCUUUGCCUAUUUAUGUCGAUAUGUUUUUGCAUCUAUUCCCCCUCAUUGGUUUGUUAAUUGAUUAUUUCAAAUUCAAAAAGGUGAGAUUUAAUAAAUUUAGCGAUCUGGGUGCACUAUUGUCUUGUUUGGUAUUGGCUACUUCCUACAAAUUAUGGCUAAAUUAUUUAAUCACAGACUUAACUACUCAGAAAUUCCCUUACCCAUUUUUGGAUGUUAGGGAACCCAUAAAAAGUAUUAUUAUGUAUACGUUAAGUCUUGUUGGUUUUGGGUUUUAUAAAUUAUAUAAAUCACUACAUCCGGGUGUCGCUACUGGUGCUGGAAAGAACAAGGAUAAUUAA